Populus nigra (black poplar) is the source of this 1414-nucleotide messenger RNA. RefSeq lists its product as uncharacterized. The record is from RefSeq and is a predicted model, not a curated record. NCBI's taxonomy places the organism in Eukaryota, Viridiplantae, Streptophyta, Magnoliopsida, Malpighiales, Salicaceae. Bases 142 to 1152 code for a protein of 336 amino acids. The transcript has 2 exons.
AUCAAACGACCCGAGAUAACUUCCAACCUCUCCAUACACAAGAAAUAAAAAAAGAACAAACCCAUCACUUCCAUCAAGUAAAACAAAAACAACACCACCACCACCACUUCUUCCGCCCUCUCGAUCAACUCAAAAUCCACCAUGGGAUCAACAGCGGCCGCUGACCUUUGCUCUGUCUUAUCUGAAACACAACGUAUAAUAAACGCCCACUCCCGCCAUUUCUUGGCUCUCUCUGUUCUCUCUAUCCUCCCUCUUUCUUUCUUUCUUUCUGUCUACCCCACCAUCCAAAACAUCAUCUCUCAAUCCUCCACUCUCCACUCCAAAAUCCUCUUUUCUCACGCUACUUUUUAUCAAGAUGAUCUCUCAAAUCUUUUCACUACAAAUACCAUUAUCCUCUCCCUUCUCCUUGUACUCCUUUCCGUCACUUUCUCUCUUUUCGCUACUGGCUCCAUCACCUACAGUGUUAUUAAUGGAUUCUACAGUAGACCUGUAAAGCUUUGCUCUUCAAUCAAAUCUUCUCUCACUUCUUUCCUUCCCCUUUUGAUGACUAACUCUUUAGCUGAAAUUAUCUUUUUGGGGGUCGUCCUCCUUUUUGCGUUGUUCUUUUUAUUGGUUAUGAAUGGAAUUCAGCUUCUUGGAUUUGAAGUUAAUGUCUCUUCACCUUCUUUUCAAGUCUUUUGCCUGAUUCUUGGGGUUUUUCUGGUCUUAGUUUUGUUUUAUCUGCAGUUGAAUUGGGUUUUAGCUCAGGUGAUAGUGGUUGCGGAAUCAAUUUGGGGUCUUGAGCCAUUGAAGAGGAGCAACUUCCUAAUAAAAGGAACGAAAGGAGUGGCUUUGUCUUCGUUUUUAUUCUUGGCCUUUUUCCCUGGCUUGUUUGUAAUUGCCAUUUCAUUUCCAUGGGGAGACAUGGAUAUUGGUAAUAUCGAUAGUGCAUGGAAGAUUUGGCCUUUUGUUGUUCGAAUUGUGGUGCCUUCAGCUCUCCAAACGAUGUUAUUUCUUUACAAUAUCGCGGCGUUUACUGUUCUUUACAUGGAUUGCACGGCUGCGCACAGAGAGCUUGUCUGGGAGAUUGCUGAGGAGUUUGCCGGUGACUAUGUCAGCUUGCCUUUUGAUGAUGGAAAGAUCCCUCAUUUUGUUUCUGUUACCUAUACUUGACAAGGACUCUAAUUGAGCAAAUUGUGCAUUUUGGAUGCUGCACCUGCUUCAGAUGUUGUGGCUCGGGAGAACACUAAUUUAAGUGUAAUUGGUGAAUUCACAGCUCGAUAGAGAAACAUAAUAAACAAUACGCAAUACAAGAAAGAGUUCAGUCUCUGCGUGGUUCAGUUAAAGAUAACCCGAAAUUUGACUGUUGUGGUUAGAAAAGGUUGAAAUUGGUUUACACUAAAUUUAAAAGGAUGCGGCUCCUUUAAAUUCUGAA